AUGGUUCCAUCUCCUGACUUCCGUGCCCAACUCACCGAGAGAACUCGAAGAUUGAGCCAGGAUUGGAAGCAGAAGAGUACAGCCCAGAAAGGAAGACGUUUGGGAUCAGAUAGUCCUGGAAGUACAACCCUUGGUAAUCCGGACGUUCGCAUCCUACUCUCCAAUAUUUGUCCAACAGUGACUACCAACUGUCUUCAAGAAAUCUUCUCGGAAUUCAACUUGAAAACAGUAUUAGUUAAUUCUGAUGAUCAUAGAAAAGAUGUUGGAAACGGAACUAUUGUACUCCCAAAGAAUGAAGCUAUAAGUCUGAUCCAACAGUUUACUGGAAAACUGAUAGGAUCGACAGAGAUGAAGUUCAGAUUGAUCGCUAUUUCAAAUAUUGAAAAGCGAGUGAGAUUUUCUGAGGGACCAGAGGAGAAUGAGUCAGUGAGAACCUCAACAAAGCCGAAAGCGAACGAGAAGGCGAAGGAAUUUCUAAAGAAGAUUGACAAAUACCCAACUCUUGAAAUGGCUCCAAUCGUUGACGCCUGUAACCAACGCAUUGAAAAGAUUAAAAGAAUCAAUCACCAGGACUGGGAGCAGAAGAAGAGUUCUCAGAAAGAUAAAUCUGUUGGAUCGGAUAGAUCAAAGCCUGGGAACAUGAUGAGUGCAUCAGAUAUCGACAAUCCUGUUGUUAUCGGUUCAUCUGAUAUUCAGUUCAAGUUGAUUGCUGCUUCCAAUAUUGAGAAGCGUGUGCGGUUCGCUGACAAACAAGAUGAGAAUGGACCAGCGAAGAGAAAUCCAUUGAGACAACACCAGAAGGUGCGAGGAUUCUUGAAGAUGAACUCCAACAGUUUGAACCCAAACAUCCUUGCCUCUACAUUCACCAAUUUGUCUAUCUAA
This is a messenger RNA of Caenorhabditis remanei, 882 nucleotides long. RefSeq lists its product as uncharacterized. Lineage: Eukaryota; Metazoa; Nematoda; Chromadorea; Rhabditida; Rhabditidae. The coding region runs from base 1 to 882 and encodes 293 amino acids. Gene Ontology annotation, molecular function: nucleic acid binding. The transcript has 4 exons. The record is from RefSeq and is a predicted model, not a curated record.